Messenger RNA from Mytilus trossulus (common blue mussel), 2301 nucleotides. Its product is annotated as tetraspanin-9-like. Gene Ontology annotation, cellular component: plasma membrane. The coding region runs from base 240 to 977 and encodes 245 amino acids. The record is from RefSeq and is a predicted model, not a curated record. Lineage: Eukaryota; Metazoa; Mollusca; Bivalvia; Mytilida; Mytilidae. The transcript is spliced from 7 exons.
UUCAUGAAAGGUCUGGACAAAACGAUGAGUGUAACUGGUCUAUUUCAAAAUAGACCGUCGGUCACAUGACAAUUACAAAGUAUUGACUAUAUACCGUACCGUACAGGUAAUAACUAUUCUCAGUUGUAGAUUUACCUGCGGUGUAGUCGAGAGUGAAUUAAACUUCAUUAAUUUAAUAUAAACCUAACAGGAGGAUUUUCAGACUCUUUUUUUAGUGACAUCUUAUUAAACCUGCAAUAAUGACUUUGGGAUGUGGUGCGUCCGUUGCCAAAGUUAUACUGGUUAUAGUUAACACUAUUUUCUUGAUCCUUGGUUUGGGAAUAGGAAUCGCUGGUUUAGUGUUCCGAUUUGGAACAGACCUGUUAGGAGAUAAGUUGAAAGAGGCUAUGCAGAGUCUGAAGAUUGAAACAGCCGGGGGCGUAAAUGUUUAUGAAGUCGCCGGUUCUCUUUCGUUGUUGCUCAUUAUUGUAGGGUUUUUCAUCUUUCUCGUUGGUGGCCUCGGAUGCUGUGGAGCUUGCUGUCAGAACAGAGUUCUCUUAGUUGUGUAUGCCAUCAUUGUUGCGAUAUUGCUGAUUGUUCAGAUCGUUGGUGUAGCACUAUUUGCUGGAUUUAGGUCUAAGUUUGAUGAUUCAGUCAAAGAUGGAUUUAAGGAAAUAUUGAAAAGCAAGUACAACACGACUGGAAAUGACGAUUUAACCAAUUCUUAUAAUGCACUUUUCGAUGUUUAUAAAUGUUGCGGUGUAGAUAAUUCUACGGAUAUGCCAAAGAAUGACUUACCCAAAGAGUGCUGUGAAACUACUAACCCAUGUGACAAGACAUCUUCUGAUCUUCGACCGGGUUGUUAUACAAAGCUGAAAGAUCAAAUAGAACAAUACAACAGCGUAUUUAUCGGUGUUGGAGUAUCUGUGUUGGUUUUCCAAUUGUUAUGUGUGCUAUUUUCCUUCUGUUUAUGCGUGGCGAUUGGAAGAGAAGAAUAGAACUGGUAAAAUUUCAAGAACAAACAAUCAAAUCUAUAGACGACAUAUAUAUGUUAAAUGUGAAGGGUAAAAGGAAUCGAUCGAUCAGAAUGGGGAUAUAAAGAGAAGAACAUUUGUUCAGCUUUACGAUUUUUUCGAACUGUUUUAUUGAAUAUAUUCACAUUUUGAAUAUCUCAUUAAAGCGUGCCAUAGAUUUCUUACUCUACCCAAAAUUGUUCAUUGCUUUCAAAUUUAAAAAAAGUAAUUCUCACAUGUUUUUUUUCAAAAACAAUUGUUUUCAGAAUCCAUUUGUUUGGUCUAAAAUGAAUGAGGAGUGUUACUGAAUUUAAUAGGUUUUUUGUAUAAAAUUUUGUUGAUUGUUGGUGAGUAAUGAUAACCAAAUUGUCAGCAAGCUUAUAUCAGUACCCUCCUCAUGAUUGGACUAAAUUUGUUUUGGUCCCUCAGGUGGAUUAAUAAAAGAAAUAAAGUGUUAUAUUUUGUAUCAUAUAUAUAUAUGUUAUUUUUUACGUUGUAUCAUUUUAUUUUAUAUAUUACCAUACCAAUUGAUUACGUUAAAAUAGCUUCAUUUUAUUAUUUCUAUCCGGAUACAUGUGUUCAUAUUAUAAGCAACAAGGCUUUAGACAUGACCUAUAUGGAAACAUAUAAUUGAAUAAUUAAAGGUCAUAACUUGUCAUUUGUACUUUAUGGUGUGUUUUCAUAAAUUAUUUAGAAACAUCAUAUUAGAAUUUUAAAUAAUGAUAAAUUAUUUUUCUCGAUGACAAACAUUUAUCCAGGCAGUAUCAUUUUGAAAAUGUAUUGGGAUUCUUACAAAUGAUAAAGAACAUUUUAAAUUUGUUUUCUUCCUUCAAUCAAAAAAUGGAAAAAAAUAAUUCCCGGCAUCCUAUUCACAAUGAACAAAUUUUCUGAGGCUACUUGUACAUAUCAAAAUUCAUAUCAGAAAAAGAAGAUCUGACAGACACUAUUGUCAUUUGUAAUUAACUCAUUAUUAAUCAUUUAUUUAUAUUCUGAUGGUUUUGCAAUUUUUAAAGUCAUUUGAAAGAGAGAAAAAGUGAUGCCAGAUCACACUCUUAUAUGCAGUGCAAAACAAAUGACUUUUUAGUGCCCGGGUUUUAAAUUUGCUGAGUCCCAAAGCUGUUUUUUUAUCUUUGAUAUGAAACAGUCUUAUUUUUCUUUUCUUUUUAAAACACUACACCAAAGAGACUUUUAAAUCAUUUGAUAAAUGUCAUUUGUUUAUUCACUCAUUAUUUUUAUCAAGACCGAUUUUACUUGUUGACUUUUAUCUUUGUCAAAUUAUUACUUUAAAAUAAAAAUACUUGUAUAGGAA